CUCAACACAUGUUCUAUCCUGCCACGCACAGGAUAGAACACUAAUGAUAUAUAUGGUACGCAUAGCUCAACCUCCGCACGCGCACGCAGCGUGCCGCCUCCUUGUGUUGGCCUCUUCCCUUGCUGCGCUUCACAAGUCUUUCUUUCCCUGCAGUACUUAACCUGAUAGCAUAGCUGACUAGAGAGAGAGAGAGAGAGAGAUGGAAGCUAUGAACAAGUGGUUGGCAUUCUCCCUCUCCGGCGGCGGCCAUCGCCACCCAGAACUGCAGCCGUCUGCAGCCACCGAUCCUGCCAUUUCCACAUCAGAUUGGAGUAUGAAUGGGGAAGGUGAAGAUGUGAACUGCAGGAGGACUCAGUACUCCUCGGCAUCACCUUCGUCAGGAGAUCAGCUGUCUAUGCUUAUGCGUGGUCACGCUGCUGCUGGUUCCUCCUCAUGCAACGGCGACAGAAACAGCAAUAUUAUUAGGGAACAUUAUGAACAACUGGAAGCUCCCAAGCUCGAAAAUUUCCUCGGUCAGCACUCCUUCACCCAGUGUAACCCCUAUGCAGCUGCUUGUACUGAUCAGGACACAAGCCAUCGUGGUUACUUGGCACCGUAUAACCCAGGCAACAACCACCACAACAGCUGUUCAACCUCAGGGGAUGCCAUGGCGGACACAAACAGUUGUAGCCUUGGCGGCAAUCACCCGAAUAACGGUUCGUCAUCCAUUGGACUCUCCAUGAUCAAGUCAUGGUUGAGGAACCAACCCCUGGCUCCGGCAGCUCCUCCUACCCAUGAUGAUAACCGCCAGCAGCUCAUCAUCGAACACAGUAACGGCAACAGUGCCCAAAAUAAUAACCUGUCACUCUCGAUGAGCGGCGAGACAGAUUCACAGUCACAGUCGAGCUCCGGCACUCCUCUCCCCCUACUCACUCCGACAGUCUCUCGCGGUGCCGCUACUCCACUACCAUCUGAUCAUGGCCAUGAUAACAGUGAUAGCAAUAAAAAUGAUAAGCUGCAACCGGACAGCGAACCAAUGGAAGUAGUUCCCCGCAGAUCUCUAGACACCUUUGGACAGCGAACCUCGAUCUACCGUGGCGUAACAAGACACAGGUGGACUGGAAGAUAUGAAGCUCAUUUAUGGGACAAUAGCUGCCGAAGAGAGGGACAAACUCGAAAGGGAAGGCAAGUAUAUCUGGGAGGGUAUGACAAGGAAGAGAAGGCUGCAAGAGCUUAUGAUUUAGCCGCAUUGAAGUAUUGGGGAACCAAUACUACCACCAAUUUCCCGAUAAGCAAUUACGAGAAAGAGCUGGAAGAAAUGAAGCACAUGACGAGGCAGGAGUUUGUCGCGUCCCUUAGGAGGAAGAGCAGCGGCUUCUCUCGCGGCGCAUCCAUCUACAGAGGUGUCACCAGGCACCACCAGCACGGGAGAUGGCAAGCAAGGAUUGGAAGGGUAGCUGGGAACAAGGACCUCUACUUGGGAACUUUCAGCACGCAGGAGGAAGCAGCAGAGGCGUACGACAUUGCGGCCAUAAAGUUCAGGGGCUUGGAUGCGGUGACAAACUUCGACAUGAGCAGGUACGAUGUCAAGAGCAUACUCGAGAGCACCAGUCUGCCCAUUGGAGCCGCCAAGCGUUUAAAGGACGUCAGUGAUCAUCCUCGCCACGUUCAUCAAGCCAUAUCGACGGAUAUCCUGCAGGGUAAUGGCUCUCACGAGAACAACCCCAGCAGCGCCGCGGCAAUGAUGCUUAAUGGGAUCAACAGCUACAGCCACGCAGGAGGGUGGCCUUCCAUGGCCAGAGCCGGCUUGAGCUACCAACAAGCCCCUCUAGGCGGCAACUUCCUGCUUUACGGACACGGACAGUCGAUGCAGAGGAUCUGGGGUUGCAAGCAAGAGCAGCAGGACCAAGAAGCAGGUGACAACUCUUCAUCUGAUCAUCGUCACCAUCACAUCUACAACUCGGGAAUCAGCGGCACAACCCACAACUUCUUCCAGCCCCUCGCCAGCGGCAGCAAUUCGAUAAUGUUGCCCCAUGAUUACCUCACGAACUCUGCUGCAGUCUCCAAUCCUGACUUCCAGGUUUUAUCUACCGCCUAUGCAAGCAAUGCUACUGCUUACGGAUCAGUACCUGAUCAUCAUCAUGAUCGGGAGGGCAGUGACACCCAUCGCAGCAUAAUGUACGCAUCUGUGACUCCUGAUCAUGAUCCAGCUUACAGCAGUUACCAGGUAGCAGCUGUUGCCAGGAGCCUAUACCAGAGCCAACAGCAUUCAUCGGAUGAGCCGAGCAGCAAUAAUUACACCAGUUGGGUCCCAACUGCGAUUCCCACAGUGAGUUCCUCAUCAUUGAACACUUCAGCCAGAUCAUCUCCAGCCAGCAACGUGAACGUGUCCCUCCAUUGCCAUGAUGCUCCGGCUUUCACUGUGUGGCCCGAAUGACCCUCCUGAAUCACCUAUAGCUUCUCCGAGCUAUAUAUAGCAAUCGAUAUCAUGUAUACACGUCCAAUCCCGACUGAUUGUCUUCGACUUCACUGAUAUGAAACAGAGGAAGGAUAGGUUGAGAUGAUCUCUUUAAUUAGUUCUAACUUCAGUAGUUUGCAGCUUGCCCUGCAGACACCUUAGGGGGUCUCUCUUUGAAGUUCAUGCAAUAGCAUAUGAUCUUCAUUUGCUAUGAUUUUGGGAAAACUUCAGAGAUUCGAAUGAGACCCCUCGGAUACUUUUUCUUUUCACUUUUGGCCCUUUCCUUUUGUUCUUCUUCGAUUGAACCCAACUUUGUAAUUUUCCCCCUCGACUUAGAGAUAUACAAAGAAUGAGUAAUUUACUUUACUUUUCUAUCAA
This is a messenger RNA of Punica granatum (pomegranate), 2815 nucleotides long. The record is from RefSeq and is a predicted model, not a curated record. Lineage: Eukaryota; Viridiplantae; Streptophyta; Magnoliopsida; Myrtales; Lythraceae.